Molecule: messenger RNA, 1242 nt
Organism: Effrenium voratum
Lineage: Eukaryota; Dinophyceae; Suessiales; Symbiodiniaceae
Source: the annotation of a GenBank genome assembly
AUGACCGUGCUCCUCCUGUCGCUCUUCACUAUCUCCGCCGCUCUAGAUGUGGGACAGGAGCACUUCCUCCGCAAGGCGGAGUCUGGCACUCCCAAUUGGGAGGCCUCCUCCACACUGCGAGUACAGCUCUACAUCACCGUGGUGAUGUGCGCGAUCUUCCUCGCCGCGGCCUUGAUCUUCUUUUGGACCUCCACCCCGGCCAACGAGAAGAAGGAGGUGGAGGAAGAGGAGGUGCCAGGGGAGCCCGCUCCCGAACCUGCGGCUGAGAACUCUGAGGCCCCGGAUCUCGGCCCCGCGCUCGAAGACUAUGAGGACUUGGUGAGGAUGCUGCUGCAGCGGGGCACGCAGAGCAUGGCGCCCAAGGUGGCCAAGGCGGUGCAGGUGGCCAGCAUCAUCAGCGACCGUGUGAGCUCCCUGACAACAAAAGCCAAGGCGCUGGUGGUCACUGAGCUCACAGACACGGUGGGCUCCAUUGCGCAGUCCCUGCAGCUUGAGGAGUUUAUGCUGCUGUUGGACGAUGAUGCGGCGCUGGCGGCAAAUGUGCCGCCAGUGUCGGUGCUGCUGGCGGGGCUGUUGGUGCCAGCGAACCUGAACUUCACCAUCCUUUGCCACCUCUUGCAAGUGGUGCUGGUGCUGAUCCCGGUGCUGGCGGUGGCGGCGGUGUCUGAGUACGUGGACUGGAAUCACUCCUGCGCCUCCAUUCCCGGCUUGAGGCUGUGGGCUCGCACGGUGGGGGCACUCGCGGGCUUGAUCGCCCUGGCGCGCGUGCUCCAGGCUUUGCAGUGCUUCGCCGCCAAGGCCCAGAUCCGCCGCAAGAACGAUGAGAUGAAAGAGAAGCUGGAGCAGGCGACGUCGUCUCCCUCGGCCAGCGGCCUGGAGGAGCUCAAGCAGCUCUUCGUGUUUUACGCGGCAACUCUGCAGCACGCCUUGUCCUGCGAAGCAAGGAUCCGUGCCAACGUCUUCUCCCACAUCGUCGGCUUCGGCACAUUGCUGUGGCUCCUGACGACCUUCUGGAAUCUGUGGCUGUACUUUGGCUACAUGUUCGUGCCUGGCGUGGUGGCCUUCCAUGAAGCUGCCGCAGGCGAGAGCAGCUACUGCGGGGCUUGGGUGACGGCCUGUGCGGCGAAGAUCUCCAUCCUUCUGGCCCUGAUGUUCUUCUUCGGCAACGCCGCCUCGGCUGGUUUGAGAAAUGUUUCUGCGCAAUCCCAGGCCGCCACAAAAAAAACGCCGGAGACCUUUUAA